Lepisosteus oculatus (spotted gar) is the source of this 5191-nucleotide messenger RNA. RefSeq names its product myotubularin related protein 11 (gene mtmr11). Gene Ontology annotation, biological process: phosphatidylinositol dephosphorylation. The record is from RefSeq and is a predicted model, not a curated record. Gene Ontology annotation, molecular function: phosphatidylinositol-3-phosphate phosphatase activity. Gene Ontology annotation, cellular component: membrane; cytoplasm. Lineage: Eukaryota; Metazoa; Chordata; Actinopteri; Semionotiformes; Lepisosteidae.
ACGCGGAGCCAGAAUUGUCUGUCUUCUGCUCCGUUAGAAAUAGAGUGUCAGUUUCACUAUGGCGAGGAGGUAAACACAACCAGAGCAGUCGGAGCUGGAGAAGGUUCAUCAUAUGCCUUAUUCUGUGCUUCACAGCACAUUGCUUCGCGGCGUGUCGACGAGGGAUGGAGUAACCGUUGUUAUUCGACAAACUGCGGCUUUUUCCUUAUCUAAAAAUUCGCCAGCGGGAUAACGGGGAAACUGCGAAAUGGAUGCAGUCUUGCGUGAAAGAGAGAAGGCACGACCGAGGUGUUCAAGUGAUGUGUCCGCUCUUGACACGAAGUGACCAACUUGGACGUUCCCGGAUAGCAUGGAGCGGACUAAAAACACGUCCUGAAUUUCCCUUCCUUGAGUGCGAACGGCUGGCAAAGCAGACCGUCUUGAUUCCAGGUCUAAAAAGCGCUAGAGAGAAGAGGCAUUAUGCUAACGGCAUCCAAGACCUCAUUCAAAAUCAAGCAGAUCGUUCCGGAUUUCAAGGACAAAAUCUUGAGCUCCAGCAGCCUGAACAGUCGAAGCAGAGAUAUGUUUGGCCUGAGAUGUUUGCCUGGGGAGUGCGUGCUGCAGAGGGCAGUGCUGGUGAAGAAGAAGCUGUGGGAGGCAGGUGGGGACAGCAGUCUGGUGGGCACACUCUUCUGCACCCACUUCAGAGUGGCAUUCCUGCCCGAGGACAGCCGGGUGGCUGAGGACAGCUCCGAUCCUGUGCUCCUUGGAGAACAUGACAUAGCCCUGGCAUCCAUAGAGAAAGUAGUGGCUGUGGGGCCCUCCAGAACAAAGAUUGUGACUCCCAACUCCUCUCUCAAGUUCAUUCCCGAGGAGCUGAUCCUGUACUGCCGGGAUCUGCGAGUGAUCCGCUUCCAGUUCGACCGCCUGACGCCUGAAACCCAAGCAACAGAGAUAACGUGUGCCAUUGCAAAGACCUACCAGCCUCUGAAGCCUGGUGCCCUCUUCCUGUUCCAGACCGCAGCCCUGGGCAGUGUGGAGAUGAAGCAGUUCCUCAGUAACCGCCAGAGAGACCCCCAGAUGAACUGGUUCGAGGGAGCUCGGGACUGGGAGAGAGAGCUGGAGAGGACGGGUGCCACCAGCUGGAGGGUCACUGCCGUGAAUGACCGCUUCGAAAUGGCUACCAGUCUGCCAAGGUUUAAUGUUGUCCCGCAAAAGAUCCUGGACACAGAGCUCAAAAAAACAUUUGCUCACUUCAGUGAAGGCAGGAUUCCUCGCUGGUGUUGGCACCACCCUUUGGGCAGCGACCUGCUCCGGAUGGCCAGCUUCCAGAACAACAUCUACCACGAGAAGGAUGACAUCAGGAACCUGGAGGCCAUGCUGUUCGGCAGGCAGCAGCAGUGUGUGGUGGUGGACCUGGGCGAGGACAUGCCCGUGCCCCUGGACGUCCAGCUGGCACACACCCGGCUCCGAGCUCUCUGCCUUGGAGAUAUUUCCGCGUCCAUCACGGUGCCUGAUGAGAAAUGGCUGUCUGCGCUGGAGGGCACACACUGGCUGGAUCACAUCAAGGCCUGUCUGAGGAAAUCCACAGAGGUUGCCUGUCUUCUGAGAGACGGCCAUCUGACUGUUAUCCUCCAAGAGCCGGAUGACCGGGACCUGAACUGCGUAGUGUCCAGUCUUGUCCAGCUGAUGUGCGAUCCGCAUUCCCGGACCCUGCUGGGCUUCCAGAGUCUGGUCCAGAAGGAGUGGGUCGUGGCUGGCCACCGGUUUCUGAGUCGCUUCAACUACCAGAAAGACAGUGACAAAGAAGAGUCUCCGGUCUUCCUGCUGUUUCUGGACUGUGUGUGGCAGCUGUGGGCACAGUACUCGUCCCACUUCGAGUUCACAGGCGACUACCUGCUGGCUCUGCACGACAGCGCCCACCUGCCCCUGUUCACCACCUUCCUGUCCAACUGCCAGCGAGAGAGGAGCCGCCGCAGUCAGCAUCUCUCUCAGAGCUACACUCCAGUCAAGGGCUGGCGGGAGCCCUCUCCGGAGUCCGCCGACCCCCUGCUGCCCAGCGUGUGGGACUGGGAGCUCCAGUACGGCCCCCCCAGACUGGCGCGAUUCCGUCACCCCGUCGGCUCCCUGCCGCGCCCCGGGGCGGUCCCGAACGGCAGCCUCAGACACCCCUCGCCUCAGCGGCCCAGCGAGGGGGGCUGUGCGGGACAGGGCUCCGUCUUCCUGCUGUCCAGGGGCUCCCUCACCUCGCCUUCCCACCUCCUGCCCUGGCGCGGCGGCGGGGGGCCCGGGGCCUCCCGGAAGAGCCACCGCCGGGCCCCCUCCUCGGAGAGCCUGCUGAAGCCCUGGGCCAAGCCCGAGCCCGGGCCCGGCCAGGGGCCCCUGCUGCCCCUCCUGCUGGGGCCCUGCGUGCAGGUCUGGAGGGCUUGCUACCUCCGGGGGGCGCUGCAGGCACAGGCUCGCCAGCCCACUCCCUCCGGCCACCCGGUUGACCAGCUGGCUACCGAAGUCCAGCAGCUGCAAGAGCAGCUGAAUCGAGCGGCUGGCGUCCGCAGGCUGGACCGGCCGGGCAAGAGGGUGGACACCCGCAGACCGGACCCCAGCCCCGGUCUUCAUCGGGGGUCCAACAACUGCACUUUUCUUUUCUCUGGCCACCGGGCGCCGGGCCCCGGGGACCCCAGGUGUAACCCUGCACCCCCGUUGAUCCACCCGCGCCCCAGCAGGGACAGCAAGCGCACAUUCCUCUUUUCCCACCCUGGCGUCGCCAACGGGGGCUCGGGCGCGGCAGAGCAGCGCUAUGCACCUCCUCCUACGGCCAGGAAGCCCAGGAACAGUGACCACUCCCUGUACUCAUGAGGGCGGACCACGCCGGCCUUCGGGCUGCUGCCCUGUUACUGUCCCAGCGUCGCUCGUGCAGGAUGGAGUAAAGUAAGACCUGGGUUUCCAGGUUCAGCCGGACAACUCCCAACCCUGAAGCAAGACCCAGACUCACCAAAGCACAAACCCCUGCAUCUGUACAGCACAUACCUGCGCUUCUGUGCAAGAGGGGUACCUACAGCAAUAAGACUCAGUGGCACUUAUUUAUCGGUUGUUCCCUGCCUGCGCUGUAUCCGAGUGCAGCUCCUGCAGUCCUUCUCGAGGGGCUGGUAUAAAUCAGUUGAAUUGCCGUACCAGUGUGUGGCCCGAACUGUGACAUUUCUUACCUUCUGUACAAAAGCAAUAAUAUGAACUGAAAGGGCUUGAGAUCUUUCCAGUCGCUCUGAGUCCUGUUCAUGUACCAUUAGCGGUGUGUGUGAGAAACAUAGACUCUGCGUUUCUGGGCAGUGAUAAAGACAUUGCGAGGUACGUUUUCAUUUGUGCUUGGCUCGUUUCAGAAACGUAUUUGUGGCUAAACUGGGCUCAGCUUCAUAGUCAGGAAGUAGAAGAAACGAAAAUAAAAGGUGGAUUCAGGCUACAUGUUUGCUGGAGUUACAGACAUUUGGUUGAUCAGGGGGAGCUGUAUUCAUUAACGCAGUGGCUUAUAGCUUCGCCGAUGAUCACCCAUGGAUUGACAGAAUGGCAGUGCAAUGUGUAAGCCAUCAUACCGCAGUCUUCCCUAGGUUAGGUGAGGCUGAGACUGCUCUGUACGGUGGGAUUGUAUUAUGGUGUGUUGGUGAAGCUGUAUGUGAGUCCUGCAUAUGAACAAAGGACUGUAAUAAAGACAGUAUCAGACAUUAUUAUACACUCACCAAAUAAAAUGUUAGUAACUCCUGAUCAAAUGGGUGUGGUCUACGUGUAGCAAGAUGUCUUUUAUGACUUAAGGCUUACUUCAGAAUCAGAAAAGACCCUCAGAUCAGUUUUUUUUCAUGGUCGGUUUACAUGAUGUUUACAGUUCCCCCUUGUGUUUCUGUGACACAAGUUUGGAAAAUAGACAAAGCAUUCGUGUAAGUAAACUUUCCUUCUUCAGGUGAAGCAAGUCUUCUCUUGCAGAAAUACUGUCAAUGACUGGAAUCCAAGAAGAACAUGGAUUUUGAUUGCCUCUUCGCAUUUCAAGUAAGAGUUGUUUGCCGAGAAUUACCAUUAAAACCGUACAGUACGUGUUAGAAUCAGCAGUUUAGGCUCAGUGUUAAGACAUUCGUACCAGCACAAGAGUAUGGAAGCCAACGUAUGUGCUACCUCUGACCUACACACUGUUAGUCUACUCCACAUCAGCAGCAGAGCUAACACACUGAGAGCAGGGAUCUCACUGGCACCUGAUGUGGCUUUUACUGAUCAGAUAACAGCUGGCAAGCCACUGGGGUCACUGCAAUGUGGCGGAUUGAGGAAUGGUUGUACAGUUGUACAGGAACUGUAACUACUGGUACUUGCAGGUUUUCCCCCAAAGGCAAACUGUAUUCUCCACCGAGGGGCUUCUGUUAAGUACAUCUUUUUAAGCAAAUCCAUAAAUCUAGAUCUGAAGCACCAGUUAACAAAAGAAUAGUAUAUACACUAUAUUUGUUUAGAUACUUGCUUGAGAGGAUCCUGGAGAUGUUCAGUGUUUCAAGGAUUUACCUUUUAAGGUCAAAGUUCUGUCUCUGAGAACAUCUGUCAAACAGUCAUUUUUCUGCCAGCGUUCUUUGAGGGAGGUGUUGGUUUUAUUUUUCACCAGUUUUAACGUUAUGGAAAAUGUCCAGAUAUUUAUUGUAUGGCUUCUGUGCAGUAUUUGUAAGGAACUCCGGCUGCCAGAUUUGUUCAUAUGUCACUUUAAGCAGUAGUUUCAUUUGAUUAUGAAUUAAACUAAGCAUAUGUACAUAUAAGAUAAGUUUGCUAACUGUAAUAAUUACUACGUACACAUGGUGAACAAUACUCCCCUAUUGCACCCCAAUACACUUAAGAAGUGCUAAUUCUGAAGUUUGUGCUUACUGCUUCAUCUUGGAAGAGAACUCCAUUUCUUAAAGAGGCCAAGACUUUCAGUAAGCCGUACAGAGGUAAUUGGACCAAGAUUUUGUUCAUAUUAAAUACAGUGUUUUAAAGUCUUUCUGUAAGCACAUGAUUUAGUUCACAAGUUCUCUCUAACUGUAAUUUAAUUGAAAAGAUCUGUUUCUGAUGAUGCUAACUCUCAGUAAUGAAUAUUAAUGUUAUUUUUUGUUCGUAUAGAUGCAUCUGUGUUUUAGAUGGUACAGAAUCUAAAUGUAGCCUUUUCUGAUAAUUGUUUGCUUCUCCGAUAAUAAAUUUCUUCCACAUGGUCAUCUGG